Molecule: messenger RNA, 3205 nt
Organism: Fundulus heteroclitus (mummichog)
Lineage: Eukaryota; Metazoa; Chordata; Actinopteri; Cyprinodontiformes; Fundulidae
Gene: hrasb
Product: HRas proto-oncogene, GTPase b
Exons: 5
Coding region: 33-602 (189 amino acids)
Biological process (GO): Ras protein signal transduction
Cellular component (GO): plasma membrane
Molecular function (GO): GTP binding; GDP binding; GTPase activity
Source: RefSeq, a predicted model, not a curated record
CAGCGUCGUGUUGUGGACGACAGCGGCAAAACAUGACGGAGUAUAAGCUGGUGGUGGUGGGAGCUGGAGGCGUGGGCAAGAGUGCACUCACCAUCCAGCUCAUCCAGAACCACUUUGUGGAUGAAUAUGACCCUACUAUAGAGGACUCGUACCGGAAACAAGUGGUGAUCGACGGGGAGACGUGCCUGUUGGACAUCCUGGACACUGCCGGUCAGGAGGAGUACAGCGCCAUGAGGGACCAGUACAUGAGAACAGGAGAGGGCUUCCUCUGCGUUUUUGCAAUCAACAACACCAAGUCUUUUGAGGACAUCCACCAGUACAGAGAACAGAUCAAGCGCGUGAAGGACUCUGAUGACGUACCCAUGGUGCUUGUGGGAAACAAAUGUGACCUCCCGGCACGCACAGUAGACACGAGGCAAGCCCAGGAGCUUGCUCGCUCCUACGGCAUCCCUUACAUCGAGACCUCAGCUAAAACACGACAAGGGGUGGAGGAUGCCUUCUACACACUGGUGAGGGAAAUAAGACAGCACAAGCUGAGGAAGCUGAACCCGCCCAACGAGAGUGAUCAGGACUGUAUGAGCUGCAGGUGUGUGGUAUCGUGAUGCAGCUCUCCGUUAUACGUCGAGGAGAAAUGCUACAGCGCGACGUGGCAGCAUGAAGUCAAAAAAACUGAUGGAUAAAACAACUUAAAGAUGACACACGGACUUUUUCUAAAGGACAAUGACUGAGGUGAAAGCUCACAAGGAAACCCACAUGGCUGACUGAACCAUAGACUCUUAUGUAAAAGAGGAUUUUUUGGACUGGUGCCUGAGUGUCCACCUGAACUGGAUCAGUCCCGUUUCCUAAUUUCUUUCCCUUUUUUUUUUUUUUUUUUUUUUUUUUUUUUUGGUCUGCGUCGACCUGUGAGCGACACCACUAACGACUUGGAACAAGCUGGGUUGCUCCACGUUUCUCUCGCUAACUUAUUGUUUUCAGUCUCAACACUGGUUGCAAAGAGGGGGCCGUUUCUUACGGUCUCACCCUCUCGCCUUGAAACCUAACCCCCACCCUCCCUACAGAGCCUCUCUGGAAGUACUGACUGACUUUCAUUUUGGGAAAACAACUGGAAAGAACCUCAACGUUUUACUACCAUUGCAUAAACGAUCAACCUCCACCGUCCCCGCUCUACCUGCGCUGGGUUUCCUGGAGCGGCUCUGGCUUUUUGGACUCUUCUACUUGGGGGAGAAAAGCAAUUUUUGUUCAUACUAAACCGCUUAAAUCUUAAAAGAAAGGUGUGGAUUUUUGUUGUGAUUGGUAGAUUUAAAAAAAGCCACUGGAAGAGUGCUCAUUUCAUUUUCACUGACCCCCCAUCUUUGAAAUGGUAGAAGGUUCUUCUGGGCUAGAGCUAUUGAGAGGAGAUUGCUGAAAUAGGUUGAUUUCAGGGAUGCAGCCGCAUUCACUAUUUACAGAUGUCUCGUUGUGAAGUGUUUUUGCGAAAUAAUAAUUGUGACGGCUAGUGUACGUAACGUUCUGGUGCAAUAGGACUCCGCCCUCCAAACUACUCCGAGCGUUGGAAAUAAACCUUCUCCUUCUGACUUCUUCUCUUUUUUUUUGGGUCUGGUUUCACGAGGAAAGUGGACCGUAGCGCGUACGCCCGUUUACUCACGGAUUAUUCCUGUUUUUAGGCGGCAAGAUUCCGCUUCUUUAAAUCAUAAAGGCUCAGGAACCGAGGUCCAGGAAAGGGCUCACCUAACUUGCCCCUGGCAGCCAAAGUGAGGCGUGUCAGACGUUGGUGUUUGCAGACUGUUGUAGCGCACACAAGUCCUGCCUCAGAGUCGAACGUCAGGUUUUCUUUCCCACAAACACACACACACACACACACACACCGUUCUACCCUCAAGUUGUUCCUCUUUCCCUGACACCUACAGCUCUCCUAAAGGAGCGACAGCAAGUGAGGUGCUUACUGAGACCAUAUUUACUGUAAAUGUGGGACUAAUGUGUGCAACAAGUGAUGGAUGGUAGGUUCUAGGAGCGCGUUGCGUGGACUUUUUUUUUUUUUUUAACGCUUCUAGGCUUGGGCUCUCUGUAACUAAUUCAUUUGCUGCCUAAAUGAGACCGACGUGUUUAUUUUUGCCUUAUCUUUUUAUCUAGUCAUUACCUCACAUUUAGCAGCAAGCUGUACCGGAGGUGAUCUUUUGCUAUUUUCUUAAUGUUUGAUCUGAAAAUAUAUGAUUGUGUUUAAAAAGAAAAGUAAAUCACAAAAAAUAAAUAAAAAAAACACUACAGAUUAUUAUUUUGUGAUCUUCUCUAAAUGACAUAUUUCUGGAUUGGAUAUUUGCUGGUUAAACAAAAAAAAAACAGGACGUAAAAAUGUCAAGCGAGUGAAGAGCCUUGUGUAAAACGUGUUGCCAAAAUCAAAGUAAAAUGGAGCGAGUCCAAAAUCUCACAUUUAACGUUUAAAAAAAAGAAUAAAACAAAUGUGCCGCACUUGCAGGUUGUGAAAUUUGCUUCCCUUGUUGGAUCUUGGGCCUAUUUUCAGGUUUCAGUGAAUGAUUUCAAACGUUACUCGGCUGCGUUUUGAUCGUGUCUGCUCUUAGCUGAUUGUUGUACAGUCGAAACCGGAGAGGUUGACCAGUCUGGUUAUCGCGUGGACUCUGGUGGUCAGUUUGUUUUGCAUUACUUGUUCAUUUCUCCUCCGGGGAAGGGACAAAAACUGUGAAUGUGUUCUUUUAGAUUUAGUUUGAAAGACGCCUUGUGCUAAGAUUACGGAAAUGAUGUCGGGGAUCAUCUCUGACCCCACCUUGGGCUGUUGUUUUAUUUUGGGUUUUUUUUUUAAAAUGGAGUUUGUAACACACAGUUACAGUUGUAGUGAAAAGCCUUUCCUCCCUGUUUUUUUUUUUUUUUUAAUUCAGCAGUACACAUAUAAUCAUAGAAUCCCAUAAAUCUAUGCACAUAAACCCCCUGUCACAUGAAAAAAGCAGAAGCAUGUUGUUGCUAUACUCGGCCAGCAAAUCACCUACAUCCUGCAGACUUGUUUGAAGCCCCGUCUACGACUGUAUGGACCGCUGAGAGGGGACUUUUGGUGGUUUGCACAGAGAUUCAACGAGUGUGAAAGAACUUGGUGAAAAUGUCAGCUGUGUAGCUAUUUAAAAUGUAUUUACUCUUUUAAAGAAAAAUGUGGCAAAUGUAUUGCAGGAGAAGAAUAAAGAUGUCAAGACGAAGCGUU